Molecule: messenger RNA, 1522 nt
Organism: Cydia strobilella
Lineage: Eukaryota; Metazoa; Arthropoda; Insecta; Lepidoptera; Tortricidae
Product: juvenile hormone epoxide hydrolase-like
Exons: 8
Coding region: 116-1501 (461 amino acids)
Biological process (GO): epoxide metabolic process
Molecular function (GO): epoxide hydrolase activity
Source: RefSeq, a predicted model, not a curated record
AUGUAAGAUAAGAUUUUUCUUAAGUGACUCGGACGCAGGCAAAUGAUGAUAACAACAAGCAAGUAGCAAGUCAGUUCUUGUCCAUCGUUUGAGGUGCGCGCGCGUCUGUUACAAGAUGGCUCGCGUUCUCUUCCUAGUUCCCUUAUACGCCCUAGCGGCGGUGGGCAUCUACUACAUGUUCCUGAAGAAACCUCCACCCGUUCCUGAGAUAGACCUAAACACUUGGUGGGGACCAAACGAGCUGAAGGGCAAGCAGGACACGAGUAUCAGGCCGUUCAAGGUCACGUUUACUGAAUCGAUGAUCAAAGACCUGAAAGAGCGCCUCAAGAACCAUCGCAAGUGGACCCCUCCGCUGGAGAACAUCGGCUUCGAAUACGGCUUCAACAGCAAGCAGCUGGACAGCUGGGUCUCGUACUGGGCAGAAAAGUAUAACUUCCAGGAGAGGGAGAAGUUCUUCAACAAGUUCCCUCACUACAAGACCAAUAUCCAGGGGCUGGAUAUACAUUUCAUUAGGAUUAAGCCUCAGGUCCCAGCAGGAGUAGAAGUCAUCCCGGUGCUGUUUAUGCACGGCUGGCCAGGGUCAGUGAGGGAGUUCUACGAGGCGCUGCCUCUCCUGACGGCCGUCAGCAAGGACCGAGACUUCGCCAUCGAGGCUAUCGUGCCCAGUCUGCCAGGUUACGGGUUCUCUGAUGGUGCAGUCCGUCCAGGACUUUCGGCCACUGAAGUGUCAGUGGUGUUCAGGAACCUAAUGCACCGGCUCGGCUUCAAGAAGUUCUACGCCCAGGGUGGAGACUGGGGUAGCGCGAUCGGCACUAGUAUGGUUACGUUGUUCCCUGAUGAGGUGCUCGGCUGGCAUACGAACUUCGCCAUGAUCCAAUCCCCUUACGCCACCGCGCAAAUGCUCCUGGGCUCCGUCUUCCCCUCCCUGGUGGUGGAACCUCACCUGGCCGAACGUUUGUAUCCGCUCGGGAAGACUUUCUCGUACAUAAUUGAGGAGUCGGGAUACAUGCAUAUUCAGUCCACUAAACCGGAUACUGUUGGUGUAGCACUUUCCGACUCCCCCUCCGGUCUCAUGGCCUACAUUCUCGAGAAAUUCUCCACUUGGACCAACCCCAACUGGAAAACUCGCGCCGACGGUGGUCUCGAAGAGCGCUUCACCCGAGACCGGCUUAUUGAUAACCUGAUGGUGUACUGGUCUACAAACUCCAUUACUACGUCUAUGAGGCUAUAUGCUGAGAGCUUUGGGAACGAAAUGAGACACACCCUUGACAAAAUCCCGACAUUCGUGCCCACGUGGAUCCUCCAAGCCAGACACGAACUUGUGUACCAACCACCUGCCAUCCUCAAGGAGAAGUUCCCCAACACCAUCGGUGUAACGGUUCUUAACGACGGCGGACAUUUCAUCGCUUUCGAGAUGCCGGAAACUCUGGCCGCGGAUGUAUUGAAGGCGAUCAGCGCCUUUAGGAGAUUGGACAGGAGCAAGUUGAAGACUGAGUUGUAAAUAAAGCUUUAUACUUUUGUA